AUGAGUGAAGCUAAUAGUACAAAACAGCUGUACAGAAGAGAAUUGAAGCUCACACGCUUAAGAUAUGCACGGGAAUUAUUAGAAAAGCAGGGACAAAAAGAAAUGGAGUCAGCCGAGAAAGUAGCAUUGGCAGAAAAGAAAAAGGAAGAGAUGGGAGCAUAUUUUAGACAAGCUAAAGAAGAACAAAAGAAACAUGAAGAACAGGUGAUGGAAACAUUAGACUUGGAUAUAAAUCAAGCUAGUCAAAUCAAAGAUCGAACUGAACAACGUAAUAUCAAUCGUAUGUUGUUUGAUGAACAACAGAGACAGGUCAGACGUCAGCAGUUGAUCAAGUUAUAUGCAGAGACAGAGGAAUUUGUUACUUUGGAUAACUUGGAUGCUAAAGUAGACUUGGCCUUACAGAAUAGAAAGCACGUCGUUGAUUUAAAUGAAUUGAUGAGUAAUUCUAAUGAUUUACAUGUUGAAAUUGAAAAGAGAAAGGAACAAAUAAAGCAAGUCAUGGGCAUCUAA
Molecule: messenger RNA, 510 nt
Organism: Rhizopus microsporus ATCC 52813
Lineage: Eukaryota; Fungi; Mucoromycota; Mucoromycetes; Mucorales; Rhizopodaceae
Exons: 1
Coding region: 1-510 (169 amino acids)
Source: RefSeq, a predicted model, not a curated record